AUGUUCCCAGCUGCAUCCCUGCUGACGAUUCUCCUCCUAGCCUUGUCCAUCACGGCAUCGCCGGUUGAGAUUCGUGACUCCCCCAUUACUCUCCCCAUCGCCAGAAGGCUAAACACAUCUGGUGGUACCAUCAACCUCUUGCAGCACGACCAAUCUCGCGCGACCGCUCUCAAAACUGUCGACAGAGACACUCUCAGCCGUCGUACUGGUAACACUGUCGCAACAAAUGAUGUUGUAUGCUACACCGCAGCAGUUGGCAUUGGCGACCCCGCCACGAUCUAUAAUUUGCUUGUCGACACUGGUAGCUCACUCACAUGGGUUAGCGCUGCCUCGUACGUGAAGACCAGCACUAGCGUUGACACUGGACGGCCUAUAUCAAGCUCUUACGGUUCUGGAACUGAGUACACCGAUACCGUCACUCUCGGUAAUCUCACCAUCAUCCAGCAGCCAAUCGGUGUUAUUUCCGAGUCUACUUUUACGGGCAUCACCGUCGGUGUCAUUGGCAUCGGGCCCCUAGACUUGACAGAGGGUAUCCUGGGAGGUUCACCACCCACUGCGACGAUCCCAACUGUCACUGACAACCUAUAUAUCCAAGACAUGAUUUCGCAGAUAGUUGUUGGUGUCUCUUUCGAGCCCACAACUUCGGAGUCAGACACCAACGGAGAGCUCACCUUCGGUGGAAUUGAUGCUACCAAGUACACUGGUGCCGUUGCGUACACUCCUCUUACUACCACUGAACCCGCAUCCUACUACUGGGGCAUCAACGAGAGCAUCACUUACGGCUCCACGACCAUCUUGUCUGAGACGGCCGGUAUUGUUGACACUGGCACUACUCUCAUCCUCAUUGCCUCUAACGCCUUCAGCGCGUACCAGUCUGCAACCGGUGCUAUCGAGGACGAGACGACUGGUCUUCUCCUCAUUACAUCUACCCAGUACAGUGCACUCAUGAACCUGAACUUCAAUGUCGGCAAUAACACCUAUGCUCUCACCCCCAACGGCCAGAUCUGGCCUCGUGCCCUUAACACCUAUAUCGGUGGCAGUACCAACUACAUCUACCUCAUCAUCAACGACCUUGGCACUCCCAGUGGUGAAGGUCUCGACUUCAUCAACGGCUACACUUUCCUUGAGCGCUUUUACUCCAUAUUCGAUACCACCAACUCUCAAGUCGGUUUUGCCACGACCGCAUACACGACUGCCACCACCAAUUGA
This is a messenger RNA of Suillus bovinus, 1209 nucleotides long. RefSeq names its product aspartic peptidase domain-containing protein. NCBI's taxonomy places the organism in Eukaryota, Fungi, Basidiomycota, Agaricomycetes, Boletales, Suillaceae. Gene Ontology annotation, molecular function: aspartic-type endopeptidase activity. The transcript is spliced from 6 exons. Gene Ontology annotation, biological process: proteolysis. Bases 1 to 1209 code for a protein of 402 amino acids. The record is from RefSeq and is a predicted model, not a curated record.